CGCACGCACACACGCAGACGCAAGUAGCGCUUCAGAAAUGGCGGCCGACGGUGGCAGUUCUUCGCUGCAGCUACCCUGCGUUUUUUCACCUAAAUCACGACAGUUCUUAGCGCUGUGUGCCCAGGAUGGCAGACUUCGCAUUUGGAACACAGAUAGUAAAACACUUCACCAGGAAUACGUGCCUUCAGCUCAUCUGAGUGCCACCUGUACGUGCAUAGCCUGGGGACCAUGCCGGACAGUCAAGGAGGGGCCUCAGAGGAAGAAGAGGAAAUCGGAGGCGGUGCAGGUGGAGGAGAAGGCAGACCUGUUGGCGAUGGGCACAGCAGCUGGAACUGUGCUCAUCUAUAGUACAGCAAAGGGAGCAUUGCAUUGCACCCUGGAUGGAGCCCACAGUGGAGGAGUGAACUGUGUCCAGUGGCACCCUGAAGAAAGCUUAUUAUACAGUGGUUCAGAUGACACAAACAUUGUAGAGUGGGACUUGCAGACUGGCAAGACAAGAAGUAAGUGGAAGGCAGACCGCGCAGCGGUGACCAGUUUGUGUGUGAGCCCCGAUGGUAAACUGCUGCUGUCAGCUGGACACAUAAUAAAGAUGUGGGACUUGGACACCAAGGAAGUUUACAGGAAAUUCACAGGCCACUCCACGGCUGUGACGACCCUGCGCUUUGCCACCACACGACCCCCUGACAGCAAUGGCCUCUACUUUCUGUCAGGUGCUGCCCAUGAUCGACUGCUCAGUGUAUGGCAAGUACGAGAAGAUGGAAAGGACAAGAACUCAGUGGUGUCCUUCACACUGACGGAUGAGCCGCAGCACAUUGAUCUCGUUACAUCCAACAGCAAGGAAGAGGCAGUGAGGCUGGCAGUGGUGUGUAAGGAUGGGCAGUUGCACCUCUUUGAGCACUUUUUAAAUGGCCCAUGUAAGAAGCCCUUGUCACCAUCGUGUACGGUGCAGAUGUCAGACACAAAGGAGUCCCCGAUGCCGAUCCCACUGCUAGCAGCGGUGCUUGGAGCGGAUACUCGAACUGUGAUGCUGGCAUACGGCAGCCACCUACAGCCAGUAAUGGAGAAAGUGGAGAUCAACACAGCAGAGAGACAUGUGUGUUUGACCCGGGAUGUUCAGACCACUUUGUCCCUUUCCAUGGAAACCACAGUCUCCAAGGUGAAAACUCCAAUUGUGAAUGCCAAGAGCAAAGUGCUGGUCCCAGGACUUCCUGGUCACAAAGCCCCACUUAAAGGAACCUCACAGGGAUCAGAGAAGAGGAAAAAAGACACCAAAGAGAUGUCAAUAGCAGAGCGGCUUGGUGAAAUUGAUCUGUCUACAGUCUCUGAGAAAGGAGCAUCUAAAGGGACGGCUUCGUUACAGACAGACAAUUUUGCAGUACUGCUGGUGCAGGGCCUGGAGAGCAAUGAUGCUAGCAUCCUGAACAAAGUUUUCCAGACUCGCAAAGAGAUGGUAAUAAAGAAGACGGUGGCUCGGUUACCCCUCUCUGCAGUUCUACCAUUAGUGGAAGAACUCACGAAGAGGCUCCAAGGGCACCCGUUUACGGCAUUCUUAAUGGUACGGUGGCUCAAGGCUGUACUUAUGCACCACACAUCAUACCUAGCAUCGCUGCCAGACCUUGUUACCCAGCUGGGAGUCCUUUAUCACAUGAUUGAGAGCAGAGUGAAGAUGUUCCACAAGCUAACAAAGCUGCAUGGGAAGCUUUAUCUCCUAAUGACACAGAUGGCGACAAGUGACAGCAGCAACAUGGUUUCAGAUGUUGACCACACAGCUAAGCUGGUCUAUGAAGACGAGUCAUCUGAUGAAGACGAGGCCUCUGGUGAUGAAGGUCUUCCCGAUGAAGACUCUGAUCACUGGGAGGAGGAUGAGGCGGUGGAGGAGGCGAUGACAGAAGACAACCAGGAGGAAUCAGAAGACGAGGAUCCCGACAGCAGAACAGAAUCCAAAGCAAACGGCGAGGAGGAUAUGGAGCAUGGAAAUGAGAGUGAAGAAGAAUGAGAACACAAACACCAAUCAAACAUAAAACGGACCUGAAAGAGUUACAUAUACUUUCAUUUUAUUUUCAUGCAUUUGAUUUUAUUAUUGGAAUAGAAUGCAAUUUUGCAGAAUCAAGGGACACAUUGAAAUGAGGCCAGAUGGCCCCCCUGCCUCGCUGCAGCUCGGUUCAGCCGUGGGUUUGGAAAUGUCGAGCUUGUCUCUAAAAACUGAAAGUUCCUCGACUGAUUUCGUCCGUCUGCACUCCGACUUUACACCCCGAUGUGUUUGCAUUGACUGCCAGGCUAAUUUGGUUGUGUUUAGUUGGCCUACGUUCUUGAAUCUGCAUUCCAAAUUUGAUGUCAUAAUGUUAAAAUGGUAUAAGUAUGUAUGUUCAGCUUUUCAUUUACAGCACUGUGUGAUCGGUUUAUUUUAACUCAACUCUGUAGGCUAUUUGAAACACCUGCAGAAAUGCAAACACAGAGCAGGAGUGGAGUUUGGAUGUAGCCUCCCUAUCCCGGGGUCUGUUUGUGCAGAAUACCAGAGGUGGGAUUGCCAGGCAGGACCAUACAUCAUGUCCCCCGCAAUGUAAAUCUGUAUGUACAGUGAAGUGUUUGUAUGAGCUCUUCCAUCUACAGCCACCCCCAAAAAACCUUGGGAUUAAAUGAACUCCUGUAAAGUCUCCUAAAUGCUGUUUAUUUUUUCUUUUUCGUUUUUUGUGUUUUUUACCGCCUUCAGUUUUGUUUCAGAUUUGCAGCCUUCUCGUUUUUAAAUGUGUUCUUUUUGUGUUUAAUAUCAGGGCAUGUCUUUAUGUCCACUGCCUACCACCCAUAGUCACAGGGGCAACAGAGGACAAGAAAUUGUGAACUUUGCUCGAGUAGGUGAAUAAAUGGGUUUUCAAAGUGGCUUGUGGUUUCCAGGGUCAUGGACAUAUUUUAGAAAUGUAGGCAGCUUCAGAGUUGAGAUGGGUAUGUUUUAUAGACACUCAUUAAGAAAAGAUUGAUGUAGCCUCUAUUUCUGUAAAAUGAAGCAAAUAUGGAAGUGCCUUAAGCUUGCAUUUUUUUAUUUAUUUUUUUUCUAAUGGCCAGCCUAGAGGGGGGGCAGCAGCUCUGGUUGCAGAAAAUUGUCUGAUUCUAUAAAAGUC
This is a messenger RNA of Pelmatolapia mariae (spotted tilapia), 3116 nucleotides long. RefSeq names its product WD repeat domain 43 (gene wdr43). The record is from RefSeq and is a predicted model, not a curated record. Gene Ontology annotation, molecular function: protein binding. Gene Ontology annotation, cellular component: nucleolus. Bases 38 to 1996 code for a protein of 652 amino acids. The transcript is spliced from 18 exons. NCBI's taxonomy places the organism in Eukaryota, Metazoa, Chordata, Actinopteri, Cichliformes, Cichlidae. Gene Ontology annotation, biological process: maturation of SSU-rRNA from tricistronic rRNA transcript (SSU-rRNA, 5.8S rRNA, LSU-rRNA).